Molecule: messenger RNA, 724 nt
Organism: Cantharellus anzutake
Lineage: Eukaryota; Fungi; Basidiomycota; Agaricomycetes; Cantharellales; Hydnaceae
Exons: 2
Coding region: 30-380 (116 amino acids)
Source: RefSeq, a predicted model, not a curated record
CAGGGAUUUGGCCCAUAGCAUCAGCAAGAAUGUCAGCAUGGCCCAUAGCCUCAUUUACAAAAUCUUGGAUGAUCCAUGCAUCUUGGAUAAUGUCUAGCCAUCCACCGCGACCCUCCACGGUAUACGGCAAACACAACAACUCCUCUACGUCCCAUACCCAGAGUUUAAACUUCCGACCAACUGCCGAAACACCCCACAUCCGUUGCAGGCCAAAGAAAUCGGCGUCGGUGGAUAGAUAUCGAGGACUUCUUGCCUCAUAUUCCUUCACUUCUUGUAAAUUGAGCUCCACCGCGUUCGAUCCUUGCAAUGGAAGCUUCGGCUUGAAUGUGUCGAGGAGAAUGACAGGAAAUGGUUUCGACCCUUCGACGCCGAUAGGGUGAUAGACUAAGGCGAGAUCGGUCUCCACAUGUCUCGGUCGCUGGGGGUCAAUCUGUCCAGCCCUCACAGACCAGAGCUUAGUCACGGUAUGUUGGUUAAGCAGAUAAUUCCAGAUAGCCUUGGUUUGCUGGCUCGACCAUCCUGUUGAGUCUGCAGCUUGAACUAGGGCUGCGAGCACCUCCGAGUUGUACAACAUUGAGGAGGCGUAUUCUCAUGGAAAGAUUUGGAACGAUCGAUUUCAAACGAGGAGAUACUCAGAAAGACUUAUUCGUCGAACACGUUGUUUUAACAUGUAGCAGGUCCUUCCUUCAUCCCAUCGAUCGAAGGAUGAACGUGUACUCUGUGG